Centropristis striata (black sea bass) is the source of this 1458-nucleotide messenger RNA. RefSeq names its product inhibitory synaptic factor 1 (gene insyn1). The transcript is spliced from 2 exons. Gene Ontology annotation, biological process: inhibitory postsynaptic potential. NCBI's taxonomy places the organism in Eukaryota, Metazoa, Chordata, Actinopteri, Perciformes, Serranidae. The coding region runs from base 372 to 1334 and encodes 320 amino acids. Gene Ontology annotation, cellular component: postsynaptic density. The record is from RefSeq and is a predicted model, not a curated record.
ACACAUGAGAUGAGUUGGCUCAACACGAUUAUGUAAGAGUUUUCAUACCAGCUUUAGCCCAUGUAUUUUGCCUCUUCUUUUUCCAUGGAUUUACAGCGUUUGACUUUUCCCAUGCUCAUUUUCUCUUUGUUUUUGGAAGUGUCUAACAGAGGGCAUGGAUGUCAGAGUGUGACCCUGUGCCGAGUGUGCGGGCGAGGCAAGGUGUUUUGGCUGCCCAGGUGCUUUUAAGAUGUUGAGGUCUCCCUGCGUGGCCGGGGCCCCUGUUCGGAUCAGUAGCACUGAGGCUCCUUGUAGCCAAAGACAUGGACCCCGACUCGGCUCCCCCACGCCCUCAGCCUGUUGGCCACUGGCCCCACGUCGCCCUGUAAAGGAUGUCCCUCAGCAGAGCUCCGGCCCGGGACACCUCUGAGACCCCCAGCCCGAGAGAACGCAUCCGCAGCCACAUGAAGAUGGUGAUCGACCAGCUGGACGGCAUUCUCAAAGAGCUCAAGGAUGUGGCCAAGGAACUCCGGGAGGUGGUGGGUCAGAUCGAUAAACUAACGUCAGACUUUGACUUUGACCUGGAGCCAGAUGACUGGACGGUGGCCACAGCCAGCAGCACGUCCAGCAGCGAGCGAGGUCUGGGAGAGGCCUUCCGGCUGGACUUCCUCAAUGCAGAUGUGCUUUCUGAUAGUUGGGAGUUCUGCAGCUACCUGGAGGCUGCUGGCGCCACUGCUCGCAUACCUGGUGAGCAACCAGGAGAUCUGCGAUCGGACCUGGGCCGCGGCACCAUCCCCACCCAGACGCAGACCCCCACCCCGCCCCCCUCCACUGCCUCGGUCUACUCCCAGAUGAACGGCGGGCUGCCCAUCCCCAACGGGCCCCGCAUUAUUACUCCUGAUUCGUCCAGCGAGGAGGCCAGCAGCUCCACGCACAGCCACAAGACUUCUCGUACCUCCGGCACAAGAGAAAGAGUCCGCUUCAGUGAUAAAAUCCUGUACCACGCAUUGUGCUGUGAUGAUGAUGAGGAGGAGGAGCAAGAGGAAUUACAAGAGGACAAGAGUGGCUGUGCUACACCGGAGAGCGACAGUGAACCCAAUCUCCUGUCGAGCUCAGUCGCCCCCAAACGUUCUUCCUCUGAGCACUCGCUCCUCCAUAACUGUCUGGACCCUUCCUACAUCUCCUCGCCAAUGAAGGGGACAACGGGAGCUCACACACUACCCAGGAAAGGUCUCUUGAACCCCGGCUGCCGCAAAAAACUGUUACGAAAUAGCAGCACACAAACUGUCUCUGACAAGAGCACCCAAACUGUACUGCCCUAUAUUCCAACCAAACAGAAAACAAAGGACCACUGAGAAAGCCCUAAGUUUAUCAUAAAUCUCAUGAAGAGGACUGUGCAUUAUUUAAUAUUAAAUACAUAGCUCAUAGAUUAAUACACAAAUAAAUUAAUUACUAAAUAAAUAAAUGAUAUAUGGGAAA